AUGUCAGGAGGAGUAUUCACCUUCUUGAUCGAGACUCUUGGGGUCCGCAACGUCCAGUUUGAAGAACUGAUUUCACUCGAUCCGGAAUCCCUCCAGCAACUCUCCCCCAUUGGCGUCAUCUUUCUGUUCAAAUACCCAACUGGAGAGAAGGCCCCUAAGGAUAAGCCCUUAGACGGCGACUUCGACUAUGCGGCGGUAGAGGCAUCAGAACAGCCCGUUUGGUUCGCGGCGCAGACGAUUCAAAAUGCUUGCGGCACCCAAGCACUGCUGUCCGUCCUGCUCAACAAGGCCAACCCCGAAGAUGGCGUGGAGAUCGGGUCCACGCUCAAAGACUUCAAGGACUUUACAUCAGCCUUCCCUGCGGAUCUGCGAGGCGAAGCACUCUCAAACAGCGACCCAAUUCGCGAGGUUCACAACUCCUUUGCCCGCUCCUCCCCUUUCGUCUCAGACGAGACCAAAAUCGCCACCGAAGAUGACGACGUCUACCACUUCAUCGCCUACACCAGCAUCAACUCAACACUAUAUGAAAUUGACGGUCUUCAGCCCGCUCCAAUACGACACGGCGACGUGGGAGCGUGCCCAAAAGAAAUCUUCGCAGACGCAGUCGUCCCCGUACUGCAGAGGCGCAUAGAACGGUAUCCAGCAACGGAGAUCCGCUUCAAUCUUCUCGCGAUGUGUGAGGACCUACGCGAGAAAGCGAGACGGGAAGGAGAUGAAGAGGGCGUGUGGAGGGAGGAGCAGAAGCGGAGGGAGUGGCGUUGGGAGAAUGCCCUGCGGAGGCACAAUUUUGUCGGGUUCAUUGGGGAGAUGAUGAAGGGGGUGGCGAAGCAAAAGGCGGAGAAGGGGGAGUUUGAGGGGUGGGUGGAUGGUGCGAAGGCUGCGACGCAGAAGAGGGUCGAUGAGAGGAAGAAGGGGGCGGCGGGCGACGAGAUGGAUGUUUCUUGA
Molecule: messenger RNA, 945 nt
Organism: Saxophila tyrrhenica
Lineage: Eukaryota; Fungi; Ascomycota; Dothideomycetes; Mycosphaerellales; Extremaceae
Exons: 3
Coding region: 1-945 (314 amino acids)
Biological process (GO): ubiquitin-dependent protein catabolic process; protein deubiquitination
Cellular component (GO): cytoplasm
Molecular function (GO): cysteine-type deubiquitinase activity
Source: RefSeq, a predicted model, not a curated record